AUGGCACCAACAACCACGACGGCUGCGCCAACAACCAUGACAGCCGCUCCAACAACAACCACAGAAGCAAGCGUCAACAACAACUGCGGCGCCGACAACCACAAUGGACGCUCCAUCAACCACGACAACUGCUCCAACAUCUACCACAAUGGCACCAACAUCUACCUCAAUGGCAUCAACAACCACGACGGCUGCGCCAACAACCAUGACAGCCGCUCCAACAACAACCACAGAAAAGCGUCAACAACAACUGCGGCGCCGACAACCACAAUGGACGCUCCAUCAACCACGACAACUGCUCCAACAUCUACCACAAUGGCACCAACAUCUACCUCAAUGGCAUCAACAACCACGACGGCUGCGCCAACAACCACAACAGCCGCUCCAACAACAACCACAGAAGCGUCAACAACAACUGCGGCGCCGACAACCACAAUGGACGCUCCAUCAACCACGACAACUGCUCCAACAUCUACCACAAUGGCACCAACAUCUACCUCAAUGGCAUCAACAACCACGACGGCUGCGCCAACAACCAUGACAGCCGCUCCAACAACAACCACAGAAGCAACAACAACAACAGCGGUGGCAACAACCACAACGGACGCUCCAUCAACCACGACAACUGUUCCAACAACUACCACAACAGCACCAACAACCACAACAGCCGCUCCAACAACAACCACAGAAGCAUCAACAACCACGACGGUGGCUCCAACAACCACAACAACCGCUCCACCAACCACGACGACUGCACCAACAACCACGACAGCCGCUCCAACAACUACCACAACGGCGCCGACAACCACAACAGCUGCACCAACAACCACAACAGCCGCUCCAACAACAACCACAGAAGCGUCAACAACAACAGCGGUGGCAACAACCACAACGGACGCUCCAUCAACCACGACAACUGCUCCAACAACUACCACAAUGGCGCCAACAACCACGACAGCCGCUCCCACAACAACCACAGACGCGUCAACAACAGCGGUGGCAACAACCACAACGGACGCUCCAUCAACCACGACAACUGCUCCAACAACUACCACAACGGCGCCAACAUCCACGACGGAUGCUCCAACAACCACAACAGCUGCUCCAACAACAACCACAGAAGCGCCAACAACCACGACGGCCGCACCAACAACCACGACGGCCGCACCAACAACCACAACAGCUGCUCCAAGCACCACGACAGCAGCGGCAACAACCACUACAGCCACUCCAACAACCACUGUGACAACCACAGCGGCGCCGACAACAAUCACGACGGUCGCUCCAACAACCACAACAACCGCUCCAACAUCCACAGAAACGCCAACAACAACAGCCACACCGACAACUACAACGACCUCUCCAACAACCACGACGUCGGACACUCCAACAACAACCACAGAAGCAUCAACAACCCCGACGGUGGCUCCAACAACCACAACAGCCGUGCGAACAACCACGACGACUGCACCAACAACCACAACAGCUGCGCCAAUUACAACUACAGAAGCACCAACAACCAGUACAGUCGCUCCAACAACCACAGCUGCUUUAACAACCACAACAGCUGCACCAACAACCACAACAGCUGCACCAACAACCACAACAGCCACGGCAACAACCACGACGGCCGCACCAACAACCACGAUGGCCGCUUCAACAACUACCACAAUGGCACCAACAACCACGACGGCUGCGCCAACAACCAUGACAGCCGCUCCAACAACAACCACAGAAGCGUCAACAACAACAGCGGUGGCAACAACCACAACAGCUGCUCCAAUCACCACGACAGCAGGGGCAACAACCACUACAGCCACUCCAACAACCACUGUGGUGCCAACAACCACGACGGCCGCACCAACAACAGCCACUCCAACAACAACCACAGCGGCGCCGACAACAAUCACGACGGUCACUCCAACAACCACAACAACCGCUCCAACAUCCACAGAAACGCCAACAACAACAGCCACACCGACAACUACAACGACCUCUCCAACAACCACGACGUCGGCCACUCCAACAACAACCACAGAAGCAUCAACAACCACGACGGUGGCUCCAACAACCACAACAACCGCUCCAACAACCACAACAGCCGUGCGAACAACCACGACGACUGCACCAACAACCACGACAGCCGCUCCAACAACUACCACAACGGUGCCGACAACCACAACAGCUGCACCAACAACAACAACAGCCGCUCCAACAACAACCACAGAAGCGUCAACAACAACAGCGGCGCCGACAACCACAAUGGACGCUCCAUCAACCACGACAACUGCUCCAACAACCACCACAACGGUGCCAACAACCACAACAGCUGCGCCAAUUACAACUACAGAAGCACCAACAACCAGUUCAGUCGCUCCAACAACCACAGCGGUGCCAACAACAAUCACAGAUGCUCCAACAACCACAACAGCUGCACCAACAACCACAACAGCCACGGCA
Messenger RNA from Periophthalmus magnuspinnatus, 2460 nucleotides. RefSeq names its product mucin-5AC-like. NCBI's taxonomy places the organism in Eukaryota, Metazoa, Chordata, Actinopteri, Gobiiformes, Gobiidae. The transcript is spliced from 4 exons. The annotation marks the transcript as partial. The record is from RefSeq and is a predicted model, not a curated record.